Messenger RNA from Helianthus annuus (common sunflower), 976 nucleotides. Its product is annotated as NAC domain-containing protein 83. Lineage: Eukaryota; Viridiplantae; Streptophyta; Magnoliopsida; Asterales; Asteraceae. Gene Ontology annotation, molecular function: DNA binding. The transcript is spliced from 2 exons. Gene Ontology annotation, biological process: regulation of DNA-templated transcription. The record is from RefSeq and is a predicted model, not a curated record. Bases 426 to 833 code for a protein of 135 amino acids.
AAGUUAUUAGUAAAAUAUAUACAAAGUACAAAAAUUAAUAAAUAAUAAGCGAGUCAAGUUGUUGCCCAGCUUAAGCUUAAAUAACUACCCAUGGCCCGAGCUCGAGCUCGAGCUCAAGUAAACUCGAAUUAGUCGAGCUUGAGCGUAAAUUAGCUCACGCUAGGCUCGUUUACACUGGGAGUCAUAGAAGUUGUUCGAUUAUUAAUAUAUUCUUCUUAAUUUCAAGUCAUAUUCAUUACAUUAAGCCUUUUUUGUGUUGUAUACUCAAUUUAGGUGACUACGAGCAAGAAAGGUUUUUUUUCAGCACAAAAGAAGUCAAAUACCCGAAUGGGAACCGAUCAAAUCGGGCUACUUUAUCUGGGUAUUGGAAAGCAACCUGAUUAGAUAAAAAAAUUGUUACUUCAGAGAACAAUCAAGUUGUGGGCAUGAAGAAAACACUCGUAUUUUACAAAGGAAAACCCCCACACGGGUCACGAACCGAUUGGAUCAUGCAUGAGUACAGACUCGCAACCCCUCAACCCAAGAACCCGACUCAGGGUAUGGAAAAUUGGGUUAUUUGCAAAAUUUUCUUGAAGAAAAGAGGAAGUAAAGUUAGCAAGUACGAUGAAGAGACAAUUGGGAUAAUUAGCGAUUGUAAAUCUUUAAAAUCAAAGCUAGUUUUCUACGAUUUCAUGUCUGCGAGUAAGAAGAGAAGAACUGAUUUGAAUUUGACACCGGUUUCAUCAUCUUCGGGUUCGAGCGGGAUCACGGAUGAUGCCGGUUCUUGUGAUGAGCAUGAAGAGAAUAGCCAUAACCUGGAUGAUGUUAAGAAUUUAAGGAAACAAUCGUCAUAAAUUAAUAUUCUUUUUUUUAAAGAUUAUCCUAAGUCUAAUUUAAUUUAGUAAUGGGUUAUUAUUAUUUAUUUACCUUUAGUUUUCAAGAUUCCCAUGAAAAUAAUCCAAUUUUCAAAUGAGAUAAAAGAAUGAAAUGUUAUCAA